AUGCGCAACGACUCGGUGAUGUUCCCGUAUAUACCCAACGUCGAAAAUCAAUUUCCGGUUAAGCUGAGCAUAGAGGACAUCCUCGCUAUACAGAAUCUGUACGGGUCUCACGACGAUGAAAACUAUCCAACGAUUCCCGCAACCACCAUUGCACCCGCGACGACGACGAGCGUCGCGACGACCGACCCCGCGCGCGCGGAUCUCUGCGCGUUGCGGCGCGUAGACGCGGCGCUGAUAAUGAAUCGCCGCUUGUACAUAGUUAAUCGCCACAACGUAUGGUCGGUCGACAUAACCGAGAGACGCUACGGUAGACCCAUGACGCUGACGGAUUACGCGACGUUUUUCCCGGCAAAUUUCACGCACCUGAACACCGCGUAUCGAAGACUCUCGGGCGAUCUCGCGCUAUUCGUUAACGAUUUGAUCUACGUCGCGGAAUAUCCCAGUUUUAAGCUAAAACCGGGUUGGCCGAGAUCUUUCCAUAAUAUCGGACUUCCCCGAGACGCUAAGAUCAACGCCGCGAUAAACGCAUACGGGACGAACUUACGCGAUCUACGACGACGACAAAGUAGCGGAGAUCGAUGA
Molecule: messenger RNA, 582 nt
Organism: Formica exsecta
Lineage: Eukaryota; Metazoa; Arthropoda; Insecta; Hymenoptera; Formicidae
Product: stromelysin-2-like
Exons: 1
Coding region: 1-582 (193 amino acids)
Source: RefSeq, a predicted model, not a curated record